AUGAUGCAGCCGGAUGAGCCAGAUGCUCUUUCUGCCGAGCAUUCGAAUUUAGCUCUGCCUGCAGAGCCUGAACCCACGUCCAACACAAACACGAGAACAAACACAGGCAUACAAGAAGACGCUUCAGGGCUCAUCACCCAUCCUAGACACACUGGAAUUAUUGGUGCAGGAUCUCAUUCGGGUAGUAUACCUAGUGUCGAGGCAAGGUCCAUUCGGGGUUACCCGGCAAGACGCAAGUCUCAUCACGUGACUAGCUCUCGAUUUCAACCUCGGGGAGUUGCAGCAUCUGGAGGGAAGGCCGUGCAAGAACACCAUAGACAACACCCAAAAGAACAAAGGGAGCGCCAGAAUGAAUAUCAGAAGGGGAAUGAAGAUCCUCGAGAAGACAAGGGGCAACAUUCUGCCCCAGAGGCGUUACCGCCUUCCCCAUCUUUGGAGGCUCGCAGGUCCACUUACUUCAGCAUAUGUCUCAAUGCGUCGCCUGAUGAGUUAACCGUGGUAUCGUACAACUUGAACAUGCAAAGCAACUGGGGCCUUUUUGACGACAAUUGGAAAAGACGGGAGGCUGCCCUUAUUCGCUACCUGCUUUCCUUAGAAGAAAUCCAUCACCCCGAUGUUCUUUUGAUUCAAGGAGCUUUUUCCAGCUCAACGCAUCGCCUUUUGCGGAGGCUGCACAGAGAAGAACCAAUGUUCCCCUUCCAGACAAGGGUGGUUGGCGCCGACCCCGGAUGUUGCAAAACCGAUGACGAGGAUGGAUACUGCUCGUGCUGCGGAGGUUGCUGGUGGUGCCUUGCCCGGACUUCGCCCAAAUCUGCGGGAAAGAGCAAGGCUGCAGGAUGUGUAACCAAGAGCGGAUGGGAUUCUGUAUGCGGGAGUUUCUCACGCCUCAGAGGGAAUGGCGGGAUCGUGAUACUCUCGAAGUGGCCACUGCUGCGUCGUCAUGCCUAUAUUUUUUCUGCAUCCGCUUAUCCGGAGUCACUAUGCAAUGCGGGGGCGGCUUUGGUUCAGGUGGAGAAGUGCGGCAAGGUGUACAACAUGCUUGCUAUGCAGCUGCAACCUGGACCAACCAACAACGCUCUCCGCGUGGCUCAAGUAAAAGAGGUGAUGGCCUGGGCUAGAACUGGAAUGGAGGAUGCAGAGAAGGUGGAGUUUGCCUCGUGCGAUCUUGACGAAGCCUUCACUUCCCCGGGGGAGGGGAGUACAGGCACUGAAGGCUCCGUCACAUCCAGUGAGGCUCCGGGAAAAGCCGACAGGCCGCCCACAGAAGGACUGCCGGAGCUCGAGGCCAGUAGUUGUCCUGGGACUACAGAACCAGAACUGCCGAAGACCAAACCCCGUCGUCGUGCUGCCGAGCUUCCAAAGGGUAUAUUGAAAGCUACAGAUCCCCUUAUCAUUGGAGGAAACCUGAACUUUCGUUUCACAGUGGAUCGUGCUUCACUUGCUGAAGCUUUGGGGUCCGAUGGUUUCAAUGCAAAUUUAGCGCUCGAAGAUGCAUCGGUCGCACAGGCGAACUUUGACACGGUCAACAACGAUACAUGUUACCAAAGCCAGGGAUGUCCGGAGAAUUCGAAACAGGAGCUUCUGGAUUACUUGCUGAUAUACUCUGAACACGCAGGUCGUGUUGCGCGUGGACAAAGGACGCUUGUGGACGCUUCGCCAGAGAAGAUCCUUUAUCGCCCUUUGGUGAUGGGCUGCCUACCAGGCACGACACUGGAAGUUAGCCAUGUAAGCGACUUUUUCCCCGUCUGUGCCACAUUUGCCCACAAUUCUGAGUAA
Eimeria acervulina is the source of this 1776-nucleotide messenger RNA. Its product is annotated as endonuclease/exonuclease/phosphatase domain-containing protein, putative. Lineage: Eukaryota; Apicomplexa; Conoidasida; Eucoccidiorida; Eimeriidae. The record is from RefSeq and is a predicted model, not a curated record. The coding region runs from base 1 to 1776 and encodes 591 amino acids. The transcript is spliced from 4 exons. Gene Ontology annotation, molecular function: sphingomyelin phosphodiesterase activity.